This is a messenger RNA of Histoplasma capsulatum G186AR, 712 nucleotides long. RefSeq lists its product as uncharacterized. The record is from RefSeq and is a predicted model, not a curated record. The transcript is spliced from 2 exons. The coding region runs from base 156 to 434 and encodes 92 amino acids. NCBI's taxonomy places the organism in Eukaryota, Fungi, Ascomycota, Eurotiomycetes, Onygenales, Ajellomycetaceae.
GACAUCUGGGACAGUCCUGCGGCUCUUUGAUCAGAUCAAACACAGCCUCGUUUCAAAGAUGGCAUGAGUUCGUUGUACCACUUGAGCUUCCUGAAGCAUCCCCUGGCCAAUGAGUAACUGAGCCAAAGAGGAUUGUCAUCCGGUAGCUCGACCAGAUGACGUGGUAUGAUCCUAGCUGCUCUGAGAUCGAUGUUCUCACAGUUGUUUUCCAGGUAGUGGCUGAACCUAGAUUCACAGUCGGCUCCUUACAUUCCGGGCUGUGGACUCGCGGCGCGCUCGUGGGCUUUUCUUGGCAGCGGAGCCAAGCCCGCCAAGCCCGCCGGAAGCUUUUUGUGCUAACAAUCAAAGCACCUCCGUUGGGAACAGGAUGGUAUGUCGACCGCGUCGUUUCCCUGCCUGUUCGUUCUUCUAUAUGCCUAUUGAAUCUGAUUUAGAUCACGAUUUUUACUUUUGUGUGUUAUCAUCCGCGAGGUCCCCAUUACAGGUUUUGUUCGAUUCUAUUCGAUUUUGUUGAUAUAUGACAUUGUCCUGUUAUCGCCCAGCACUUGGCAUGCGAUUCCUCCAGUGCAGAUCUUUUCAGCAAUUGAAAAACACGCCGGUCUAGCCUCUCUGUGGCGGGCUAAUCUCAUUUCCUUACCAUGGGGCAUGGGCUUGAUCGUAAUUGAUUUGUGCCUUUAGGCAAAUCAAAAACAAAAAUUUUUUUCUUCAUCCA